AUGUCAUGCAUCACCGACUGUAACAGCUGUCCUUCCAAAGGAGCGUGCGCAAUAAAGAACGAGGGCGAAGGGCCCAGCAAGAUAGAAAAAAGUUUUAUGGAUAAGAUCGUAAUAGGAGUAAUGAGCGGAAAAGGCGGAGUGGGAAAAAGCACAGUUUCAGCUAGUUUGGCACUGCAGCUCUCCGCCGAAAGAAAAACAUGCAUCAUUGAUGCAGACAUAGCAGGGCCAAGCAUUGCGAGGGUAGCAGGCGUUGACAGCUCGCAGAUCAUUGCAGAGACACACAUUCCUUCGAAAGUUGACUCUUUGUACGUAUUUACACCAGAAAAAAAGAGUGGGCCCACCAAGGGAGUAGAAAUCCUGCAAUAUCUAGAAAAGAUCAGCAUAGAAGAGUACGAUGUGAUCGUGAUAGACACACCGCCAGGCACAUCAGAUGUCCACAUUGCCCUUGCAAAGCACAUUCCAAACAUAAAGAUUGUCCUGGUAACCACGCCGCACAAGCUGAGCAUAGCAGACACUAACCGGCAAAUAUCAUUUUGCAAUAAGUCUGGUCUGGAGAUAGCUGCAGUUGUGGAGAACAUGAGCGGGUACAAGUGUGCAAGCUGCGAGCACGUGGUUCCUCCCCAAAAAACAGCACAUCUGACCAAUCUCAGAGCAGAUCUACCGUGCAUUUCAAUACCCAUGUCUCAGAUGAUAGCAAAAGAGUCAGAUAGCGGUGUCAUCCAAGAGCUAAAAAAAUACAUGAAUAUGGCUGAACUGAAAAUUUUUAAAUAA
This is a messenger RNA of Nematocida minor, 771 nucleotides long. RefSeq lists its product as uncharacterized. Gene Ontology annotation, biological process: iron-sulfur cluster assembly. The record is from RefSeq and is a predicted model, not a curated record. Lineage: Eukaryota; Fungi; Microsporidia. Bases 1 to 771 code for a protein of 256 amino acids. Gene Ontology annotation, cellular component: cytosol. Gene Ontology annotation, molecular function: iron-sulfur cluster binding; ATP-dependent FeS chaperone activity; ATP binding. The transcript has a single exon.